Molecule: messenger RNA, 1589 nt
Organism: Hyla sarda
Lineage: Eukaryota; Metazoa; Chordata; Amphibia; Anura; Hylidae
Product: cathepsin K-like
Exons: 7
Coding region: 1-990 (329 amino acids)
Biological process (GO): immune response
Cellular component (GO): lysosome
Molecular function (GO): cysteine-type endopeptidase activity
Source: RefSeq, a predicted model, not a curated record
AUGAUCUGGCUCGGUCUUGUGGUAGUCUUGCUGCCUCUCGUGAGGACCAGUCUUUAUCGAGAUGAGGCAUUGGACUCAAAGUGGGAACUGUGGAAGAGGAUUCAUAACAAGCAGUAUAAUGGUCAGCUGGAUGAGUUUAAGCGACGUCACAUUUGGGAGAAAAAUCUCAAGUUCAUCAACAACCACAACAAGGAGUAUUUGGAUGGGAAGCACACAUACGAUCUGGCCAUGAACCAUCUGGGAGACAUGACCAGUGAAGAAAUUGUUAAGACAAUGACCGGAUUACGGGUCCCACCCAACCGUCCGUCUAAUAACACGUAUGAAGCCGACUGGAAAGCCAGAAUCCCGAAGUACAUUGACUAUAGGAAGAGGGGUUAUGUGACUCCAGUAGAGAAUCAGGGUGCCUGUGGAUCCUGCUGGGCAUUCAGUUCAGUGGGAGCACUGGAGGGUCAGCUCAUGAAGAAAACAGGAAAACUGGUCUCCCUCAGCCCUCAGAACCUGGUGGACUGUGAUACAGAUAACUAUGGGUGCCAGGGAGGAUACAUGACCAAUGCAUUUGGCUACGUGAGGGAUAAUAAUGGCAUAGACUCUGAUGUUUCUUAUCCAUAUAUCGGUCAGGAUGAAGGCUGCCUCUACAACCCAUCUGGAAAAGCUGCCGGCUGCAAGGGCUUCAAGGAGAUCCCUAAAGGAGAUGAGAAGGCCCUGAAAAGAGCAGUGGCCCAGGUUGGGCCUGUGUCAGUCAGCAUUGAUGCCAGUCUGCCUUCUUUCCACUUCUACAGUAAAGGAGUCUAUUAUGAUGAAAACUGUGACCCCGAAGGCAUUAACCACGCUGUCUUGGCUGUUGGCUAUGGAAACAUAAAGGGCGUAAAGCACUGGAUCCUCAAAAACAGUUGGGGACACGAAUGGGGCAGGAAAGGCUACGUUCUGAUGGCCCGAGAAAAGAAGAAUGCUUGUGGCAUUGCCAACCUUGCCAGUUUCCCCCUGAUGUGAGCAGCUAAUCCGUACAAGUCAUGAGUUUGGUCUUCAUACAGUAACAGCCUACUACACCAGUGUUUUCCAACCAGUGUGCCUCCAGCUGUUGCAAAACUACAACUUCCAGCAUGCUGGAAGUUGUAGUUUUGGAACAGCUGGAGGCACACUGGUUGGGAAACACUGUCCUACACUGAUAAUAUAAAUGACUGUGUUCCAUUAACAUAUCCAAUGUAAUGUACCUAAAGGGGUUCUCCGAGCAGUAGUGACUAAGCUUCUAAUAUGUUCUUCAACUAUGUCCAAAAGUGGCGCUCUCCUUGGCCAUUGAUAUAAAGGACACCAUUUUUUCACAAUAUAUUAUGUACACAAGGAGAUUUAUCAAGUCGUCUUAUAGUAAGAGUCUCUUUGUUGCCCAUAGCAACCAAUCACAGCUCAGCUUUCAUUUCUCUUAUUGCCGUGGUAAUAUGAAAGCUGAGCUCUGAUUGGUUGCUAUGGGUAACAAAGAGAGUCUUGCUAUAAGGGUAUGUUCACACUACGGAAAUUCACACAGUGGAUCCGCAUGAUCCGGAUUUGGUGCUAAUGUCCCCUGCAGAUUGCGCUGUCCCGCUGACAGAUGAGUC